Messenger RNA from Stomoxys calcitrans (stable fly), 1889 nucleotides. RefSeq names its product serine/threonine-protein kinase MARK1. The transcript is spliced from 7 exons. The record is from RefSeq and is a predicted model, not a curated record. NCBI's taxonomy places the organism in Eukaryota, Metazoa, Arthropoda, Insecta, Diptera, Muscidae. Gene Ontology annotation, molecular function: tau-protein kinase activity; ATP binding; protein serine/threonine kinase activity. Gene Ontology annotation, biological process: microtubule cytoskeleton organization; protein phosphorylation; intracellular signal transduction. The coding region runs from base 347 to 1711 and encodes 454 amino acids. Gene Ontology annotation, cellular component: cytoplasm.
GUUUGCUAGUUAUACACCAAGCCAAGAAAUAGAAAUCCCAAAGUCAUCAUCUAGCAUAAAAACAGCAGUCGUGGAUACCCACGGUGAUUUAAUAGAGCCACCAGCGUCCGUGCCAAAGUGCCCCAAUACCACUCCGCCCUAUCAGAGGCUCACCAAGGCUCUGCAAUGCGAUCCAAGAUGCGGACACGAGGUAACUGUUGGCCGACGCAUUGGUCUCUACAGAUUUUGUGGCGAUAUCGGACGUGGCAACUUUUCCAAAGUCAAACUAGCUGUACAUCAGCUGACACGAGACAAAGUGGCCAUCAAAGUAGUUGACCGAGCUGGUUUGGAUGCCAAAGCAUUGCGUAUGCUUUCAAGUGAAAUUGCCACACUUGAAUGUGUUCAUCAUCCUAAUAUUUUAAGGCUUUUCGAGGUAGUGGAAACACUGGGUCGUGUCUAUCUAGUCACCGAAUGGAUACGUGGAGGUGAAUUAUACAAUCACAUCACCCAAGGUGGACCACUUCGAGAGAUACAUGCAGCGCCACUUUUCAAACAAUUGUUACAGGCUGUGAAACAUAUGCACAGUUUGGGUUUUGUUCAUCGUGACAUAAAGGCCGAGAAUGUUUUGCUGCUAUCAGAGGAUCGUCUGAAAUUAGCUGAUUUUGGCUUUAGCACACAAUUACUUAAUGGCCCCAAUCAAAAGCUUGACACCUUUUGUGGCUCGCCACCUUAUGCAGCGCCAGAAUUAUUUUCCGAUGAUCAUUACAUAGGAGCGCCUGUGGAUGUUUGGGCCUUGGGCAUUCUAUUGUAUUUUAUGGUAGUAGGAAAUAUGCCCUUUCGAGCACCCACAAUACCGGGUCUGAAAGCGGCCAUUCUCAAGGGUGACUAUCUAUUGCCGGGUCAGCUAAGUCUGCCAUGUAUAAGACUAAUACAACGCAUCUUAAUCCAUAUCCCAAUACGGAGACCCACCAUCGAUGAUAUGCUUAACAGUCAAUUUGUAACCCAUCCAAAACUUAGUGCCGAACUAAUGCAGCACGAAAUCAAUAUGCGCACCAAACCAGCCAAACGUUCUGGUUUUUGGGUGCGCUCCAAAUCUAGACGCAUGCGCAAACAGUACUCUCUGCGUGAACGUUAUAUGGAGUUGACCAAUAAACCGCCAAUAAACAUGAAUACCAAACGCACAGACGGCUUUUUUGUCGAUAAUUUCCUACAACCCAUAGAACUGGUGAAGGAUAUGCCGCUGGAGACCAUCAAGGAGCAAUCGCACAAUAACACCCCGAAAAGAUCAUUUUUGUGUGGCACCCUCAAAAAGAAGGUGGGACCCAUGGAGACCGAAAACGAAAGGCAUUUGAACAGCAAUGGCAGCGUGGGCAAUCCCAAAUUACAAUGGAACAAUGUAUUGGCGUCUGUACCGCCCGAAUGUCCCCUUUUCAAAAAUUAUGAUACAGAGACAGGGAAUUUCAUAAUGUUUCCCAGUGAAACGGAUGAUGUGUCAAAAUGGGCCCCUCUAGAAAUGGAGGCGCGUCAAAUCUUAGAUGAGUUGGGCAUAACCACGGAAAUGCUGAUGCAGGCCUCACAAAAUGCUCCACGUAGUGAUAUCAUAGGUGCCUAUCGCAUUGUGAUAAAUCGUUUGCAGAAGCAAUCUUGGCUGGCACGAAAACAUGUAGAGAUGGCCUUGCAAGAAAUGCCAAAGACAGAAAAGAAAAUUGAAAGAUCCUGUUGCAUACUCUAAGGCUGAGUCAAAGCAAAAAUGGAAUGAUUUUUUUAAUAUGUUAUAGUAUUAAUUAGUACCUUGGUCUAUGAAAUUUAAAUGGCUGAAAAAGAUGCAAUGCAAGGGCAUUAAAUUUUUGAACUGAGAAUAAAAUAUGUAAGGAUUUUGUUGCAUACCUUGAGGCUGCAUUUAACUGUAA